Molecule: messenger RNA, 354 nt
Organism: Paramecium pentaurelia
Lineage: Eukaryota; Ciliophora; Oligohymenophorea; Peniculida; Parameciidae
Source: the annotation of a GenBank genome assembly
AUGAAUCGAAUGCUAAAGAAUAAGUAAAAUUCAAUAACAAUCAAGUCAAAACCGAUUGCAGUCUAAAAUAAAUUAGCAAAUGAAACCAUUUCCAAAAAAGACUGUCUCAUAUAAUUGUUAAUCUUAGUAUUAUAUAUAUCAUUUAAAAUGAAUACUUUCUAAAAUAUAAUUUAUCUUAAAACUAUUGAAUUAGCUGUUUUUUAUACUGAUAUCUUUCUUAAUGAAAAAAAGAUAUCAAGAAAAAAAAUUUAUCUUUUAGCAUUAGUGCUUUCAAUAAAGCUGAGAAAGUUGAUUAAUCUAAUAUUAAUUUUAGUUUAAUUAAAAAGUAAUUAAAAAAUAAACAAAAAUAUAUGA